Molecule: messenger RNA, 4214 nt
Organism: Pezoporus flaviventris
Lineage: Eukaryota; Metazoa; Chordata; Aves; Psittaciformes; Psittacidae
Gene: ADGRL4
Product: adhesion G protein-coupled receptor L4
Exons: 15
Coding region: 542-2593 (683 amino acids)
Biological process (GO): adenylate cyclase-activating G protein-coupled receptor signaling pathway; cell surface receptor signaling pathway
Cellular component (GO): membrane
Molecular function (GO): G protein-coupled receptor activity; calcium ion binding
Source: RefSeq, a predicted model, not a curated record
GGAAGCUUGUAGACCAUUAACUUCAAGCUCGUAAACCCUGAGGUAGUUACUAAUAUCCUCCACCUCUUCCUCACUCUCCCUGAUCUGCUCCACCAUUCUUCUGCUACUCCUUUAUUACUUCUGCAACCAGGCUUCAGCUCACCCCUUCCAGCUUCAUCCUCCCUCUGUCCUAGGCACUACUCCAGGCACAAGGUCCUUUAGCCCACUCAGCCCUGAAUCUUCUCUGAUAUCCCUUUCAAGACCCAGGCUUCUGCUUCUCUUUUACUUUCUCAUUUAUUCCCUUAAUUUAUUCCCUACUUGCCAGAAGACUCAGUCCUAAGCCCCUCCUGACCCUUCCUGUCCUGCCUGUGAGUCUCAGGAGCUUUUGGAAACGUGAAGCUUGGGAAAAAGGGCAGUGUCAGGGCUGAGCCCACAACAGCACGUCGCUUUCCUGAUAGGCAUGUGUACAUAUUUUGCACAUGUUCAUACAUUUUAAGGAAGGGAAUUUUUUCUGUGACACAGGGGCUCUGCACCAGGCACUGCACAGCAAACAGCAUCACCAAUGAAACUGCUUCCAUUCCUAGUUCUGAUUUCCAGUCUGCUGGACUAUGGCUAUACUUCUGCAAGCUGCAACAUGACAUGCCACAAAGAUGCCAGGUGUGAAGUUCAGGGUGGGACAACAGGUUGCUAUUGCUCCCAGGGAUAUACAGGAAAUGGCAUAACAUUCUGCUACGAUGAUAAUGAAUGUGAAAAUGCUACCCAGCCUUGUGGAGAGCAUGCCAAUUGCACAAACACAGUGGGAAGUUAUUUCUGCAUGUGUAUGCCUGGUUUCAAAUCCAGCAAUGGUCAACAAACUUUUGUACCUAAUGAUGGAACCUCCUGUGUGGAAAAUCUGAAGGCCAAGUGUGAGUUAUACAAAGACUGUAUAAGUGAACGUAUUAACAGAACUUUAGCUGGGAUUAGUCAUUUGAAAACACCCCUGGAGAUGCUGCAAGAAAUUAAUAAAAAUACUUUGGGACCACUUUUACCUGUAGAUGUGAUUUCAUAUGUUGAAGCACUAUCUUAUUCAUCAUUAAAUACCAGGCAUUACUCUGUUUCUGACAAUGAAACACUUCGUAAUACAACCAUUAAUGUUUUGGUUAGUACUGUGAACAAUUUUUUACAAAAAGACAAGAUUACAGUCUGGGAAGCUCUUCCUGUAGAUGACCAAAGACGGAGCCUGACUAAGCUGCUGCAUACUGCAGAACAAGCAAUGCUUCUCAUGUCACAGAACUUCAAAAAGACAACACAGCUAGAUGCUAAUGCAAGUGACAUAGUACUCAAGGUUUUUGCUUUUGAUUCACAUCACAUGAAACACAUUCACCCUCAUGCAUACACGGGGGGAGAUUAUAUAAAGAUCUCUCCAAAGAAGAGAGAGGAAUCUCAUCCUAAUGGCACCGUUGCAGUUGUCUUUCUGCGGUAUAGCAAUAUUGGUUCUUUGCUUUCAUCGCCUAAAAACCUCUCCUCAAAAGAUACUUCAGAGCAGAGACAGACCGUAAGCUCAUCAGUUAUAGCUGUGGCAAUUAGCUCAAAUCCACCUACACUCUAUGAGCUUGAGAAAAUAACAUUUACCUUAAAGUAUGCAAAGACUCCGGAUAAAGAUAUUAAAUGUGCAUUUUGGAACUACUCAGCAGACACAAUGAAUGGCAACUGGGCUACAGAAGGCUGUGAGCUGACACAUUCCAACUCCACUCAUAUCUCAUGCAAAUGUAAUCAUCUGACUCAUUUUGCUGUUUUGAUGUCCUCAGGUGGCUCUGUUGGUGUUACAAAUUAUAACAUUCUUACAAGAAUCACUCAGCUAGGAAUAAUUAUUUCGUUGAUUUGCCUCUCCAUGUGCAUUUUUACAUUCUGGUUCUUCAGUGAAAUUCAAAGCACUAGAACGACAAUUCACAAAAACCUCUGCUGCAGCCUUUUCCUGGCGGAACUUAUUUUUCUGAUUGGAAUCAAUAUGAACAAUAAUAAGCUCUUCUGUUCAAUUACUGCCGGAUUACUCCAUUAUUUCCUUCUAGCUGCUUUUGCAUGGAUGUGCAUUGAAGGUAUUCACCUCUACCUUAUAGUGGUGGGAGUCAUCUACAACAAGGGUUUCUUGCAUAAGAAUUUCUAUGUCUUUGGCUACGUCAGUCCAGCUGUGGUUGUUGGAAUCUCUGCCGCACUAGGAUACAAGUACUAUGGCACCACAGAAGUAUGUUGGCUCAGCACGAAGAACAACUUUAUAUGGAGUUUUAUAGGACCAGCAUGUCUAAUAAUUCUUGUUAAUUUGUUGGCUUUCGGAGUGAUUAUUUAUAAAGUAUUUCGGCACACUGCAAUGUUAAAGCCAGAAGUUAGUUGCUAUGAAAACAUAAGAUCCUGUGCCCGAGGUGCUCUUGCUCUCCUGUUCCUCCUUGGGGCUACGUGGAUCUUUGGAGUCCUCCAUGUUGUCCAGGGAUCCGUAGUUACAGCAUAUCUUUUUACAAUCUUCAAUGCAUUCCAGGGGAUGUUCAUUUUCAUAUUUCUUUGUGUGUUAUCUAGGAAGAUUCAGGAAGAAUAUUAUAGGUUGUUCAAAAACGUUCCUUGCUGUUUCGGCUGCUUGAGAUAAACGGAAGAAAAAUAUGCACGAGCAUUUCAGUGGAAGAAGGAAGCAAGCUAGAUGAUGUUGUUAUGGAUAUUAUGGAAAGAAUGUGUUAUUGUGAAAGUACGAAAUGAUACAGUGAGCAGGCAUAUCUCUUAAUUGAAUUACUGACUGGUUUUGUACAUAUGUGUGCAUUAAUGCAAAGCAUUUAUAUUAUGCUGAAUACAAACGGUAUACAAACCAAACUCAAUUAUUGCAAAAUAAAUAUUAAUGAAGGCUGGGGGAAAAAAAGCAAAUUUCUGAAGAAUAUCAAGAUUUUUCAUGACUUUCAGGUUUUGUUUCUCAUAUUAGAAAUAUCUGCAGUUUUUGAAAACAAGAUACCAAAAUCUAACUGGCACAGCAGAUUUUAUGAAUUGCCUUGUUAGUGAAACAUGUUCACUGUAUUUUUUUGUAACAAUGAUCUUCUUACAUUUAAGUUGUAUGUGGUCAUCUGCAGGGAAUGGGUUCCAUUAAAGAAUCAAUAGAUAAAGAUCAGCUUCAGGCCAGACUUUUGAAAACAUUUCUUUUAAUUUAAAGUAGAUUAAAGAAAGAAUUUGUUUAAUAUUAUUCUCUUAUCACUCUGAAAUAUAUAUUUGUAUAUUAAUCAAUUCUUUAUUUUUAUAACUUUUAAAGAACUGUUUAGAUCUUAAGAGCUGAGGUCAGAUCUGAUACAAGAAUGGUGGGACAGCCAUUUUAUAAGUGAAAGAUUGUUUUGUGAAUACUUUGAAAAAGAUCUGGUUCUUGUUUUAUUUAAUUGCCAAAAAGACUGAGAUCUGCUAAACUGGCACAAUGAUUUUGGAGGCUGUGGGAAGAAGAUGCUUUCAUAAGUUCGUCACUUGAUAUUUGGAAUCCAGACCUUGUAGCAUCAAAUUAAAAGUGGUAGUAAUCACCCAUGCAGAAGAAUGCAGAUUUAAAUUCAGUGGUGUGUGCCUCCAUACCACAUAAAAUUGUAACUACAGCAGUUUAUUCACAGAAUCUUUGAGUCAAGCAGUUGUCUUCCUCUGAGGCUCCUGGUUUUGAAACACUUAUCCUGUGUUUAACCUUGGGAGCAUCCAUAGAUCUACUGAAAUACAAACAGAGUAAUUGAGGUGCAGGUUUUUCCAGAUCAGGGCAUAGAUAUGAUGCAUCAGCGGUUCCACCUUUCCCAUCUGACUUACUUUAAAAGUAUGCUUUAAUUUCACCCUUUUAGCACCUAGCUUGUGUAUUUGAAGUGCUGAGCAAUCCUCAAUCCACAUUGCCUUCUCAGGAAGUGUCUAGGAUCUCAGAUGAAGCCCAGUGUUUUUACCUGUGAGGCACUGUAAAUAUGUAGUUUUUAAUAAAUCCCACUGUUGUGUUGUCUGUUAAAAUAAAGCAUUACUCUGAGAUUUAUUUAUAUUAAAGGAAACCUUUUGUUGGCAAUGGUCUAAUUUGUUUGGUUGGUUUUUAUCUUUUUCUCUACACACAAGGCUUUCACUCUAUGCACUGCAGUGAUAUGCUUCAUUAAGUAUAUUCCAUGUCUCUGACAAAACUUUGGAAACCACAAGAAAAGCUCUUUUUCUUGGGGGAAAAAAAAAAUCUGUUGGUCCUUUGAAUGUAAAAUAUGUGAAUAAACUCAUGUUCUUAGCUUGCA